Molecule: messenger RNA, 1210 nt
Organism: Danaus plexippus (monarch butterfly)
Lineage: Eukaryota; Metazoa; Arthropoda; Insecta; Lepidoptera; Nymphalidae
Exons: 3
Coding region: 489-875 (128 amino acids)
Source: RefSeq, a predicted model, not a curated record
UGUGAGCCUUUUACUAACCUUUACGUGGUUUGCGAUAGAUGGACAAAAAAAGGUCAUAUCAUAAAGGAUUCCCUCAAAAACCACUGAAUUCUCUUUUCACCCCAAAGAAAUAUAAAAUAUAGCUUAAUGAUAUCUAAGUUUUUUUGUGUGUACACACUUAAAUGAAGCUAAGGUUUUCGGAUACUACGCAUAAUAAAAACUUAGUUUCACAUAAAAUAUAUCUUAAUUGAAUAUUAAGGCACUACUACACAUAGGAAGAUAGAUUUCUAACUAUUAAACUGUAAACAAAUGGUAUAUUAUAUAGGUAACUGAUCCAUUCCUCAAUCAAAACAACAGAUAGCAAAAAAACAGGAGACUUCUUUGUUCACAGUGAUUGCCGGUGAUAUCUGUCACGUCAAAUAGAGUUUGACAAAUAAACUACAGCAUUGAAUAGUGAUUAACACAAAUAAAAACAAGAAAGAGUAUUAAAUAAUUUUAAAAUAAUAAAAAUGAAUGAGACACCUACUUCGAACUUUCCAGAACCGAGGAGGAUAGGAGUAUGGACUGAAGGAGCUCCCGUUGAAACGAGGGAAUUUGUGAUGCCUAAGAAAUCAGCGGAAUCCAUCGACGACAUACCGACUAUACCCGACCUAGAUGACUUGCAAGACAUACUCGAAAAGGAAAUAUCUAAACCUCCCAUGUCUGAACAUCAAGAUGCUGAGACAAUGAAUACUUUGGCUGAAGUAAGAGGAGUCAGCGGCUCGGUGGAUGGCAUAGAAGCUGCCAUAGAGGUUCUUAAGUCGUAUAUACCAGAAGUAGAACCUGACACAGCUGACACAGUAUGGACCGUGGACACCCUGCUGGCUCAACUCGCUGAAGAGCUGCUCAUUCAAUAACUCCCUGAAUUCAUUACACCUCAUAAUAUCCGUUUGUUUAUGUGAUAACCAUUGAAAGGACUUGUAAGACGAGUUCUAAUGUGUACGGAAGUUUAUUUAAUGGUGUUAAGGAAGUGUAUUAAAACGAGAUGUUUAUUUAAUAAUUUAUUUUAUAAAAAGUCUUUAUAUUAUUACUUAAGGAAACAAUAACAAUGUGUACGACCUUGUUCCGUCCAAGUGUUUUAUACAACUGCUGUUAUUAUUAAAUUUAUAAACAUAAAAAAUAAGGCAUUCCACAUGUAAUUCAAUUAAAAUAUCAGUGCAUUUCCUUAAAAUAAAGUAUUAGUAACAUUGGG